Ricinus communis (castor bean) is the source of this 3056-nucleotide messenger RNA. RefSeq names its product protein KINESIN LIGHT CHAIN-RELATED 2. Bases 510 to 2705 code for a protein of 731 amino acids. Gene Ontology annotation, molecular function: protein binding. The transcript is spliced from 3 exons. NCBI's taxonomy places the organism in Eukaryota, Viridiplantae, Streptophyta, Magnoliopsida, Malpighiales, Euphorbiaceae. The record is from RefSeq and is a predicted model, not a curated record.
CGUUGAAAAGCCGUUAAUCGCGCCAAAUUCUCAACUGUCUGAAGGUAGGAAAUUAAAUCAGUAGCUGAAAUUAUCAAAUAAAAAACCAGAUUAUACUUCUAAAAUAAAACUUUUAAAAAAUGAAAAAAUAAAAAAGAAAGAUGGGAAAGAGGGUGGGGGAGAAGUCGCCUUCCAUAUUGCUUCAACAUUCCACCUCUCUGCAACCCCACAUUAUAUAAAUAUAUAGCUGUAUUUUAUACUUAAAUAAAUAUUAUAUUAUAUGUAUAAUAUAUAGUUUUUUUUUUUUUUCUUAAUUCCAGUUCUAACCUUACACUUGUUUAAAAAUGUCACCUUCUUCUUCUCCAACUUGGAUAUAUAUAGCUAAACAGAGAUAACCACAUAGAGCCCCUAUCUCUGUUUUCCUUCUCUAUCUGUAUAUAGCACCCAGAGAGAACAUUAUAACAAUAAAAAGAAGAAAAGAAAGAAGCUUGGCCCUCUUUUUCUUGAAUAGAACUAUAAGAAGUUGAAAAAUGCCUGGAAUAGCCAUGGAUGCACAUGGUGAUCGGAUGGUAGAUGGUGCCAAUGGAGACUACUCACCUUAUAAAGGAAGUUUUAGCCAGCAGAGGUCUCCAAGGAGCACUUUAAGUCCACACAGUACGCGCAGCGACUCCAUUGAUCUAGCUAUUGACGGUGUAGUAGACACGUCUAUCGAACAAUUGUAUCACAACGUCUGUGAGAUGCAGAGCUCUGAUCCUUCGCCUUCGAGGGCUAGUUUUUUGUCGUACGGCGAGGAAUCGCGAAUUGAUUCUGAAUUGUGCCACCUUGUUGGAGAAAUUAGGGAAUUGGAGAUAACGAAAGAGAUGGUUGCAGACAAUAAAGAAGAAAAUAAUGUUGGUGACUUUACUCCUACGAAAGAUAAUGAUUCUACUGAUCAGAGUUCUGCCAAUAAGGAUAGAAGCCGAGCUGCAAGUCUUAAGAAGCAGCUUUUCCGCUUGCAAUCGGAUUUGCAGGCAUCAGUUAAGUCAAGCCCAAAGAGCAGAUCUCUCUGCGAUAAGCCUCCAUCAGAUAGAAGGUCCGAUAAGAAUAUGAGGAAGAGAAAUGCAGGUUUGAACAUGAAGAAGCAGCAGAGGAAUUUUGCUUCUGCUGGGGCAAAGUUUCAGAAUGAAGAUCCUCUUGAGUCAGGAUUGGAGAAUCCUGACCUUGGACCCUUCUUACUUAAACAAACAAAGGAUAUGAUUUCUUCUGGCGAAAAUCCUCAAAAGACUCUUGAAUUUGCUCUCCGAGCAACAAAAUCAUUUGAGGUUUGUGCAAAUGGAAAACCCAAUUUAGAGCUCGUCAUGUCCUUACAUGUUUUGGCAGCUCUAUACUGCAGCUUAGGCCAGUACAAUGAGGCAAUUCCUGUUCUUGAGAGGUCUAUUGAGAUUCCAGUAAUAGAGGAUGGCCAAAAUCAUGCACUUGCCAAAUUUGCCGGAUGCAUGCAGUUGGGUGAUACUUAUGCAAUGCUGGGCCAGAUUGAGAAUUCAAUUCUGUGUUAUACAGCUGGUCUGGAGAUCCAAAGGCAAGUCUUGGGAGAAAUGGAUCAUCGAGUUGGGGAGACAUGUAGAUAUGUGGCCGAGGCUCAUGUUCAGGCAUUGCAAUUUGACGAGGCUGAGAACCUUUGUCAAAUCGCACUUAACAUCCACAGGCACAAGAGUGGUCCUGCAUCACUUGAAGAAGCAGCAGACAGGAGGCUCAUGGGACUUAUAUGCGAAGCGAAAGGAGAUUAUGAAGCAGCUCUCGAGCAUUAUGUUCUAGCAAGCAUGUCUAUGGCAGCAAAUGGGUUGGAUAUAGACGUAGCUUCUAUUGAUUGCAGCAUUGGAGAUGCAUACUUAUCUUUGGCAAGGUAUGAUGAGGCUAUUUUCGCUUAUCAAAAAGGGCUUACUGUGUUCAAGUCAAGUAAAGGGGAGAAUCAUCCAGCAGUUGCUUCUGUUUUCGUACGUUUGGCUGAUUUGUAUAAUAGAAUAGGGAAGUUCAGGGAUUCUAAAUCUUACUGUGAAAAUGCCCUUCGAAUUUAUGAAAAAUCCAAUCCCGGAAUCCCUGCAGAAGAGAUAGCUAGUGGACUUAUCGAUGUUUCUGCUAUCUAUCAAUCAAUGAACGAAUUCAAUCAGGCACUCAAGUUACUUAAAAAGGCUUUGAAGAUAUAUGGAAAAACUCCAGGUCAACAAAGCACAAUUGCUGGAAUUGAAGCCCAGAUGGGGGUCAUGUACUAUAUGAUGGGGAAUUAUGCUGAUUCUUACAACACCUUCAAAAGUGCGGUUUCAAAAUUCCGUGCAAGUGGAGAGAAAAAAUCAGCCUUGUUUGGCAUUGCUUUGAACCAAAUGGGUCUAGCCUGCGUGCAGCGUUACGCAAUAAAUGAGGCUGCAGAUUUAUUUGAAGAGGCAAGAAGCAUUUUGGAGAAGGAAUAUGGACCUUGUCAUCCUGACACAUUAGGCGUCUACAGCAAUCUAGCAGGCACCUAUGAUGCAAUGGGCAGAUUGGAUGAUGCCAUUGAAAUUUUGGACUAUGUCGUUGGCAUGAGGGAGGAGAAGCUAGGAACAGCAAAUCCUGAUGUGGAUGAUGAAAAGAGAAGGUUAGGUGAGCUGUUAAAAGAUGCAGGAAAAGUUCGAAACAGGAAAUCCAGAUCACUAGUAACCCUUCUUGACAGAGAACUCCAAAUUAUACCGGGCGAUGCCAUUGAAGUAUCAUAAAUGCUACUCAUGUACAUAUGUCCAUAUCGGUUUUUUUUUUUUUUUUGGAAAAGAAAGGCCUAGAAGAGAUUUACUUGUUUUGUUGGUUGGCUUGUUUGUUCACUAGAUUCCUGUUGGCAUUUUGAGAAAAUUAAUAAAAUGAGAAUAGGGAUAAACAGGAAUCAGAAAAAUUCGUUUAAAAUGUAUUUUUCAUAAUACCCCUUGUUAGAGGAGUGAGGUGGGGACAAAAGAAAGGAUUGCAUUUAUACUUCAUUGCUUAUGGCAUUGAUGAAAUUCCUUCUUGUCAUAUUCUUCUUUGUAGUGAUUAAUUUUGAAUAAAAGAAAGAAAUGUUGGAAUAUCAUUUUCAUCAA